UCAGAUAACCACUGACUUAAUUUGUGAAUAAGUAAUCAAAAAGCUCUGAUAAGCAUCUUGUCACGGCCCCUUUAACCUUGUAAGUUGGUAGACAAAGUAAACCAUUUAAAUUAUCUGAAAUGUAUUUGGCAACUUGCAUAAGUUAAUCGUAAUUUGCCUCCUGCAGCGACCAGUUGAAAAUACACAGCAUGGCUGCACAUUUUGACGAAAAUACGAAACAACCGAUAAUUUCCACAACACAUGGACAAGUGCGUGGGCAAUUGCGUGAUACCGUUUAUGGCGAUCAGUAUUAUUGUUUCGAUGGUAUACCCUACGCCAAGCCGCCGUUGGGAGAACUCCGUUUCAAGUCACCACAGUCAGUUGAUCAUUGGGAGUGUGUGCGCGAUUGCACUGAAAUCGCACAAUGCAUACAAUAUAAUCGUUAUACCGAUACCAUUGAGGGUUCCGAAGAUUGUCUAUAUCUGAAUAUUUAUGCCAAGAAGCUUAAGUCGGAAAAACCACUGCCUGUUAUGGUUUAUAUACAUGGUGGUGGUUUCACAACUGGCAGUGCGUCUCGUCUUAACUGGGGACCAGACUACUUCAUGAUGAGAGAUGUGAUAUUCGUAACAAUUGGACAUCGUGUGGGAGCGCUGGGUUUCCUCAGUUUCCCAGAACUUGAACUGCAGGUUUCCGGAAAUGCCGGACUCAAAGAUAUUGUAGCAGCAUUAAAAUGGCUUAAAAUAAAUUAUCACAAUUUCAAUGGCGAUCCAGACAAUAUUACGCUCUUUGGACACAGCGCGGGUGGUGCCGCCACUCAUAUACUUAUGAUGGCACCGCAAUGCGAGAGGCUAUUUCACAAAGCCAUACUCAUGUCCGGCACAGUUAUACACAUUCGCGAAAUACCCAAUUUACAGCUCCGUUUCGCCAAACAUGUUGGUUAUGAAGGUUCCGAAGACAACGAAAGCAUAUUAAAGUAUCUGCAUGGACUUGAAGCGAAGAAAUUAACCAACGUUGAUUUCCUAACUAAAGAAGAAAAAGAUCGAAAUUUAACCUAUCUAUUCUUUCCGACAAUAGAAAAUGCCAACACAGUGGAUGCAAUAAUUACUAAAGAUCCAUUCGAGGCGUUUGCUGAAAUAACGGCUUGGUCCCAUAGAAUGCCGUUAAUGUUGGGUGGCACCUCUUUGGAAUCACUCUUGAGUUACAAGUUCUACACAACUACUCCGGAGCUCUACGAUAUGCUUAAUUUGCAUCCAGAAUACGUGCUCUCCAGCGAAAUAAUUCGAAAAUGCGAUUUGCUAACGCAAAAAGCGCUAGCAAAGAAGUUAAUCAAAUUGCAUAUAGGCAAUGAAGUAAUGAAUAAAGAGAAUGCGCUAAGCCUGAUAAAAUUAGCAUCGUAUGGCUCUUAUUACCAUCCCAUGCACCGCUAUAUGUGUGCCCGUCUUCAGCGUGCGAUAGCACCAACGUAUCUCUAUCGCUUCGACUUUGACUCGCCGGAUUUCAAUUUGUAUCGCAUUAAAAAGUGUGGUCGAAAUGUGCGAGGCGUAGCGCACGUCGAUGAUCUCUCCUAUAUAUUUUACAUGCCAGAAUCGUUUAAGUUGGCACGUGACUCUGCUGAGUUCCGUACCAUAGAAUAUAUGUUGGAUUUAUUUACAACAUUCGCCGGCACUUCCGACCCUAAUGUAGGCUCCAUUAAGCCAACUGUUUGGGAACCGCUGGCGGCAUUUGGCGAACACAAAUGUUUGAAUAUCUCCAACGAAAUUAGUUUUGUGGAUUGGCCCGAAUCGGAAAUAUGUAAGAUUUAUGAUGAAUACUACAAAGAGGCGGGUGUGAAGCUAUUUGCACAGAAGGAUGGAGAAUGCAUUAUCUCCUUACCAUUGGGCGGAAUUAAGGGGCGAGAAUCCAAAACUAUCUACGAUCAGAAAUUUUUUAGUUUCGAGGGUAUACCUUAUGCGCAACCACCAUUAGGCGAGUUGCGUUUCCGUGCGCCAGCGCAGGUCGAACCAUGGAAAGGCGUUAAGGACUGUACGAAAUGCGCUAGCAAGCCGUUACAGUUAAAUCCAGUCAAUGAGAGCAUAGAAGGGUCCGAAGAUUGUCUUUACCUAAAUGUCUAUGCAAAACGCCUAAAUUCGGAAAAACCACUGCCUGUUCUGGUAUUUAUACCCGGCGGGUCUUUUCGUGCAGGCGGCGCCAGAAGAGAAACUUUGGGUCCCGACUACUUUAUGAAUGAAGAUGUGGUGCUUGUUACCUUUAAUUAUCGACUAUGUGCUUUAGGCUUUCUCAGUCUCGCCGAUCCCUCACUGAGUAUACCUGGAAAUGCUGGUCUCAAGGACCAAGUAUUGGCACUCAAGUGGGUUAAGCAGUACAUAUCGCAUUUCAAUGGCGAUCCUAAGAAUGUUACGGUUUUUGGCUCAAGCGCCGGUGCUGCUUCAACCCACUUGCUGAUGCUCUCUGAGCAAGCCCGUGAUCUCUUCAAACGUGCUAUUGCCAUGUCUGGUUGUGCUCUAAAUUAUUGGGUUAAUAUGCCGCAAACAAAUAUGGCCUACCGUUUGGCGAAAUUCCAUGGAUAUAAUGGCGACAAUAUCGAUGCCAGCGUUUUGCAAUUUCUAAAUAAGCUAGACCCUGCAAAACUGGUUGUGCACUCUUUAUUGAACAAAGACGAACAGCGUAAAUCCUACAUGUUUCCAUUCGGUCCGAUUGUUGAACCAUAUAUAGAAGAGGGUUGCAUUAUACCGGAGCGCCCAUUUAAUAUGCUGAAGAAUGCAUGGAGCAAUAAAAUCUCAAUGAUGAUCGGUGGCACCUCAUUUGAAGGUCUCUUUAUGUACAGUACACUCAAGAGGAAUCCUGAUAUUAUGAAACUUCUAUACAACGAACCGGCAUUAAUACUGCCAGAAGACGUUUACAACUCAAAUACUACAAAAGAAAAUAAGCGAAUGGGCGAACAACUAUUGAAAUUGCAUUUCGGCGAGAAAGAGCCGAAUGAUCACUCGCUACUUCAUUAUUUAGAUAUUUAUAGCUAUAAAAUCUUUUGGCACGACUUCCAUCGUACUAUUUUGGCGCGCUUAAGCUUUGCGCUGGCCCCCACUUUUCUGUAUCGUUUUGGCUUCGACUCACCAGAUUUCAAUCCAAAUCGCAGGCGAUACUCAGAUGAAAAGGUUCGCGGUGCAUCCCAUGGCGAUGACCUGUGCUAUUUAUUCCAUGCACGCGAUGCACGAAAGUUGUAUCCAAACUCGGCCGAAUAUAAAACCAUAAAGCGUAUGAUAAGUAUGUGGACGACAUAUGCCACUACUGGUGAUCCCGAUUCGCAAACAACGGAUCCGAUUAUUUGGGACGCCGUAACGAAGUAUUACAAUCUGCGGGGAGUUAAUAUUGGUCAACACUUGGAAUUCAAAACGAUUCCAGAAGUAGACAAGUUGGAAGCCGAAAUUCCACAAAUCGCACUGCCACUGGGUGUGAUCCAAGGAAAACACUGCCAGACCGUUUACGCGCAUGAUUACUACAGUUUUGAGGGUAUACCCUAUGCGAAGCCGCCCUUAGGAGAGUUGCGCUUCAAGGCGCCGCAGCCGAUCGAGCCUUGGAGCGGAGUCAAGGAUUGUACGCAAUGCGCUAGCAAGCCGUUGCAAAAGAAUUCGCGCACAGGCGGUGUGGAGGGCUCGGAGGAUUGCCUAUAUUUAAAUGUUUAUACAAAAGAGCUGCAAUCAGAACAACCUCUGCCGGUGUUGGUAUUUAUUUACGGCGGCGCAUUCUAUACAGGGGAAGCCACAACGAAUGUUUACAGUCCGGACUAUUUUAUGAGUGAGCAAGUGGUAUUGGUUACGUUCAAUUAUCGACUCUGUUCUUUGGGUUUUCUUAGUCUCGCCGAUCCAGCGCUACAAGUGCCGGGAAAUGCUGCGCUGAAAGACCAACUGCUUGCACUCAAAUGGGUGAAACAGUACAUUUGUCACUUCAAUGGUGAUCCCGAUAAUAUAACGCUUUUUGGUGAAAGUGCCGGCGCUGCCAGCGCUCAUGCGAUUACGCUUAGUGCACAGUCAAAAGAUAUCUUUCAACGCGUCAUACUUAUGUCGGGAAGUGCGCUAUGUUACUGGGUAAAUAUGCCACAAACUGAUAUGGCCUACAGAUUGGCGAAAUUUCACGGCUUUAAUGGUGACAAUAAUGAUGCAGAAGUUUUGAGCUUUCUGCAGCAAUUAGAGCCGGACAAAUUGGUGAAACAUUCUUUGCUCCACGAAGAGGAACGCAGAAAAUUAUACAUGUUUGCUUUUGGACCAGUUAUUGAACCGUAUGUUAGUGAGAAUUGUAUAUUGUCGCAACGGCCAUUUGAGCUGCUGAAAAAUACAUGGAGUAAUCGUAUACCGAUGAUUAUUGGUGCAAAUUCCUUCGAAGGACUCUAUAUGUAUCAGCGUCUCAAAAUGUUUCCGCAUAUAAUGCGUACACUUAUUAAUGAUCCAGAGCGUAUUUUGCCGGAGGAUGCUAAGGCUGCGCAUACACCGGAAGAGCUGCAAGCAAUGGGUGAAAAAUUAUUAAAAUUGUUUUUUGGCGCCAAAACGCCAAGUGAUCGUUCAGUAUUCAAAUUUCUGGAUAUUUAUGGCUACAAAAUAUUCUUACACGAUAUCCAUCGUACUGUUUUGGCACGCUCGGCAUAUGCUAGCCAACCCACGUAUGUUUAUCGUUUCGAUUUUGACUCGCCCGAUUUUAAUCUAUAUCGCGCUAAAUAUUGUGGCAAUGAUCCGGUGCGUGGUGUGUCUCAUGCUGAUGAUUUAUCGUACACAUUUUUCUCCAAUGACUCUUGGAAAGUUGGCUUGGAUUCGGCAGAAUAUAAGACUAUUCGAAGACUAAUUGCUAUGCUAACUGCUUUUGCCGCUAACUCUGAUCCUAAUUGCGAUGAAAUCAAACCAGUUUGUUGGACACCACUAAAAGAUUCUGAGCCGAAUAUGGCUUUGAAUAUUAGCUAUGAUUUGAAAAUGAUGGAGCUACCGGAGACUGUUAAAUUACACGCACUAGAUGAGUUAUUCACUUACAGAGAGCAACUAUAUUGAAUACUCAGUUCGAAAAUGAAUUUAUACUAUAAUACGUAUGGCCCCCUGUGUUAUCAUUAUUACUAAUUAAUCUUAAUUAAAUCUGAAAAGUUCAAUAAAUUCGUUUUUCACCGUGUUU
Molecule: messenger RNA, 5127 nt
Organism: Bactrocera tryoni
Lineage: Eukaryota; Metazoa; Arthropoda; Insecta; Diptera; Tephritidae
Source: RefSeq, a predicted model, not a curated record